Messenger RNA from Mytilinidion resinicola, 408 nucleotides. RefSeq lists its product as uncharacterized. Gene Ontology annotation, molecular function: carbon-sulfur lyase activity. The coding region runs from base 1 to 408 and encodes 135 amino acids. NCBI's taxonomy places the organism in Eukaryota, Fungi, Ascomycota, Dothideomycetes, Mytilinidiales, Mytilinidiaceae. The transcript is spliced from 2 exons. The record is from RefSeq and is a predicted model, not a curated record.
AUGGCAAAGGGAAGCUGCGCUUGCAAGAAGCUCACGUUCGAGAUCACCGGCGAGCCGGUCCUCUGCCAUUGCCUUGAAUGCCGCAAGCUGACCCCCUCAUUCUUCACAACCAGCAUGUUCGUUCCGGCAACCUCUUUCUCCAUCACUGGAGCGCCUAAGCAUUAUGUCUUUACGCAGGAAGCGGGCGAUGAGUUCACAACCUCUUUCUGUGGAAACUGCGGCACCACGGUCUGUAAGGAGACUCAGGCGGAGGGAUUCAAGGGGCUCGUGAUUGUGGAAGCGGGAGCGCUGAAUGUGGGAUCGGGGGUAGAGUAUGUGAAGCCAGAAGGAGAGAUUUGGGUUAAGCAUCGUGUGGGGUGGUUGAAGGAGGGAGAGGGAUUGGUGCAGCAUCAGGAGAUGCCAAAUUGA